UAAAGUAGAAACAAAAAUGAAGUUACUAGUGCUGUUUAUAGUACUUGUAUGGUCAAAGAUCAAUUUGUGCACUGCUACUGGUGAUGCAGAAAUGACAGUGAGCUUCACUCAGACCUCUUACACUGUAACAGAGGGAGAAGCUGUGUCAGUGUGUGUGACAGCCACCCCUGCACUGGUUGGAGAGGCUGUGGUGGUGAUAGAACUGAUGAGCAGAGAGGGAUUCUCUCAAGAUCUCACUGUUGAUCCGACAAGCACACUGACAUUGACCAACACCACAACUCAAGUUUGCUGGAAUGUUGCUGCUGUAGAUGACUCUAUAUUUGAGAAUUCUGAGACUUCCACGCUGACACUGUCAGUGACAGCUGCACCGAUAAUUGCUGGAAUGUCUGUGGUGCAGCAAAGUACUGCAAUAGUUACUGUAAUAGAAAAUGAUGAUGUCACGGUUGCAAUGACAGAUGAUCAGAGGUCAGUCACUGAAGGAGGGACGGUAAUGGUUUGUGUAACCUUGACUGGACAGUUGGGGAGAAGUGUGUUAGUGGGUCUGACCAGCAUCAUCGGAACUGCUUCGGCAGCAGACUUUGAACCAGUACCGGUUACAAUACUAUUCUCAGACUCUGCAACUGAUACAGCAGACAAUUGUAUUCACAUUGCAACAAAUGGAGACAGUAUUUUUGAGGCAAAUGAGACGUUCACUGUGUCACUGGAGUCACUGUCAUUGAAGGGAGGAGCCAAACCACAGUUAUCACUGUGGAUGAUGAUGAUGCUGUUGUUUCCAUGGUCACUCCUACCAUGACAACUACCGAGGGUGGUGUGGCUUAUGUGUGUGCUAAUCUGGUCAGUCCAUCUGGUGGAACAAGUGUACCCAUCACUGUUGUGUUUACUUGGAGUGGAGGAUCGGACUCUGCAACCUUCUCAGUUAACUCAAACGCAGACACUCAGGCAUGUAUACAACUGAGAGAAGCAGAUGAUGAUAUAUUCGGGACGUCUCCAAUACCAGUGAAUACUGUUUUGUUGAGCAGUGUCAACUCAAGAGUGACUGUUGGAACGAAUAGUCAAACCACAAUAACAGUCAGGGAUGAUGAUGAUGUCACUAUUGAAAUGAAGAAUGCUAUUCUGAACCAAAAUGAAAGUGAUGGUGAUGUCAUUGUCUGUGCAGUACUCACUGGGCCCUCAGGUGGUCUUGGACAAUGUCACUGUCCAGUUCACUGCUCCAGCAAACCUAUCUCCUAAUGGACAACUGACACUAACCUUCCCAAGUGGAGCUGCACUUCUCUCUGAACAAUGCAUUACUUACACUGAUCCUGUGAGCGAUGAUGAACUGUUUGAGACCACAAGUCCACUUGCAUCAUUCAUUGUGACGUUGAGUGCUAACCAGGAUCGUGUUACUGCCACUGGUACCACCACAAUCAACGUAUACGAUGAUGAUGAUGCUGUGUUGGCUCUACAAAACACAUUAUACAACUUACAAGAAGCAACCAACGAGACUGGACAGAUAUGUGUGAUGCGUGUGGGGCCAGCUGGUGGUCUGGCCAAUCCAGUACAAGUGUAUUUCAUCAUUAGCACAACUAAUAUUUUAAGUCCAGCAACUCGUGGUGUUGACUAUACUGUUGAUGUUCAGUUGCAAACUAGUACAAGAUUGGACGUUCCUGUUUGUAUCACCGUGACAAUAGUGGAUGACACAAUAGCCGACCCUGGAGAAUCAUUCAGAGUUCAAGUAUCCACUUUGAAUGCAGACAGAGUUUCUUUCAGUAAUGGCAUCUCAGAAGCAACUAUCAAUAUCAUCAAUGAUGAUGUUUUGGCUGGUCCAACAAACCUAAGAAGUAUCAGAACAGCCUCGACUAGUGUCACCUUGCAAUGGAAUGCUCCUGACAGCCAGUCAUUAUCUACAAGCCUGGUUAGCUAUACUGUAAUGUGGAACAAUGAGCAAAGAACAUUGACGUCUGUUCAGCUCCAAUACACUAUACGUCAGCUGGUCCUAUUUCAAGAGUAUCAAUUUUCUGUUCAUGCCAAUUUUGCGGAUGGGAGCAGGAGUAACUCUAUUUCCAUUAACGUUACAACACUGCAGGAUGUUCCAGGAGGUCCACCUGCUAUGCUGAUGGCUUCACCCACGGCAGCCACCCACACGGCAACCACCCUCACCCUCUCCUGGGAUCCAGCAGCUGAACCUAAUGGAGUCAUCAUCACCUACACACUGUAUGUGGACUACCUCAAUGGAACCACCACAAACAUCGCUACUCCAUCCACAAUUUUCCUAUUAUCUCCCCUGAGGCCCUAUCAAAGUACUAUGUCAGUGCAAGUAUCAGCCAGUACUUCAGUUGGUGAGGGACCAAGAACACUCAGUAUGAACUUCACUACAGCUGAGGCCAAGUCUGGCCCAGUUGGUAGUCUGAGAGUCCUAAGAGUGAAUGAAACCACCUUCACUGUCAACUGGAUUGCGCCUGCCGAGGUCAAUGGAGUAUUACUAACAUACACCAUCAGCACCAACGAGGAAGGAAGCAGCUCAGUAGUAGAGCACUACAACACUUUAGCUGCUUCGUUCUCUAUACAUGAAUUAGUCCCCUAUACUCCAUAUGUGGUAUCAGUGGCUGCCAUCAAUGGCGUUGGUUUUGGAGUGGCUGCCAGUGUUGUAGAAUUCACUGCUGAAGGAAUUCCUCCAUUCCAUCCUCGAGAUAUUGGUUCCACUCGACUGAAUGGAACAGCUGUCCGGGUGUCAUGGAUACCACUCAGUCGCUCAGAGGCUAGAGGCUUCAUCACUAACUAUACAUCAUCACCUACUGGAGAGUUGGCUCUAAUGCUGCGAAUGCUAGUACCAUUACUGUGUCUGGGGAAGACGCCAGCUCUGCUAUAAUUAUUAAUCUCAACUCAAACUCUGAUUACUACUUUACAGUGUCAGCUGGUACAGUACAGGGAUUGGGAAAUGUCAGUGUGUUGCCAUGGUUAUACCCGGACAGUCUAUACCCACACAAGUACAGUCACCAGGGAAUCAAUCAAUGGUGGGAGUGAUUGCUGGAGCUGUUGUAGGACUGAUCGUUGCCGUGGUUCUACUGACAAUCAUAGUCUGCAUUGCUUGCAUAAUUAGGAGAAGACAACAUGGUAGGCCUAAACAGGAAAGUGCAUCAAGUAAUCCCGCAUAUGGUAUGUCUGUUAUACAAGCUCCUAAUGAUGCAGUCAACAUCCAAUCAAAUGAUGAGCACACAUAUGAACAUGUACAAGAUAUACAUGUAGAUGAGGUGCUUUACGAAACUAUCGAUCCUGACAGAAACAGCGGUGAAGGUGAAGCAGUUAUGGUAUCAGGCAAUGCAGCUUACAGAGUGAGAUUGUGAUGUCAUAGAACACAAAAUGUAACUGUAUAUAUACGUGUCAAUCAGUGCAUGCUGAUAGUAUUUUUGCACGGCAUUGUAAUAGCAGAGAGUUGUGUUCUUUUUAAAUGAGAAAUUUGACCUCACAAAACUCAAAAACAAAACUUUCUAUCUGUUCAUAUGACGUCACGCACCCAAUUAACCAUUAAU
This is a messenger RNA of Halichondria panicea, 3509 nucleotides long. RefSeq names its product receptor-type tyrosine-protein phosphatase F-like. Bases 1124 to 2848 code for a protein of 574 amino acids. Gene Ontology annotation, biological process: cell communication. The record is from RefSeq and is a predicted model, not a curated record. The transcript has 20 exons. Gene Ontology annotation, molecular function: protein binding. Lineage: Eukaryota; Metazoa; Porifera; Demospongiae; Suberitida; Halichondriidae. Gene Ontology annotation, cellular component: membrane.